This is a messenger RNA of Durotheca rogersii, 1656 nucleotides long. Its product is annotated as cytochrome P450. NCBI's taxonomy places the organism in Eukaryota, Fungi, Ascomycota, Sordariomycetes, Xylariales, Xylariaceae. The coding region runs from base 1 to 1656 and encodes 551 amino acids. The record is from RefSeq and is a predicted model, not a curated record. Gene Ontology annotation, molecular function: iron ion binding; heme binding; monooxygenase activity. The transcript has 4 exons.
AUGGCUUGGUAUGCAAUGCUACUGGCCGCCCCUCUGCUACUGGCAGCGGCGUGGGUUGUCGACACGGGCAUCCGCCUUGCGCGGAAUUACGCGUCAGUUCGCACGAUCGGCGUACCUAUCCGCAUGAUUCCCAUCAGUCCCCUCAACCCAUUCUGGGUUCUCCUGGAUAGGAAGGUCUUGUCGGUCCUUCGCCGUCUGCCGUUCGGCGACAACAGUUUCACCCGGUACAACUGGCGGGGAUGGGAGAUCAGUGAUAGGUACCGAUCACACUAUGAAAUGGGCGACAUCUGGGUCCUGGUGACGCCUUUGAAAAACUGGGUAUACGUCAAUGACCCGGAGGCUUUGAUGUCUGUUUUCCGAAGGGGAACAGACUUCCCUCGGCCGGUCUUUGUCUCGGAGGUCCUCAAUAUCUUCGGGCCCAACAUUGCUACGGCAGAGGGCCACCAAUGGAAAACGCAGCGGAGAGUCGCGACACGAUGUUUUAACGAGCAAAACAAUGAGAUUGUCUGGGUUGAGAGCAUCACCCUGGCCGGCGAUAUGCUCCGCUACUGGACAUCCAAGACCUCCCUUGCAUCAGCUGCGGCAGACCUACGUACUCUAUCCCUCCACGUACUCUCGCGUGCUGGCUUCGGCAAGUCCUUCAAGUUUGUCGGCCACGACGAGAGAGACGCAUCCGCCAACCCAGCCAGCAAUUAUAAGGUGUCUCUGCAAAUCAUCCUGGAGAACUGCAUCCUUAUCCUCGCGUUUGGUACCAAGUUUAUUGCGAACCCCUGGCUUCCGCGCAAUUUCCGGAUCGUGCACGAAGCAUGGGUCGCAUUUCACGCGUACAUGACAAAUUUAUACGAAGAGGAGAAGCGCAACUUUGCCGAAGGAAAGACGUCCGACCACAACCUGAUGACGUUGCUCAUCCGCGCGUCCCAGGACGAAGCAAAGACUUCGGGUGGCCUCACAGAGAGCGAAAUAUAUGGCAACAUGUUCGCCUUCAAUUUCGCCGGCCACGACACCACUGCCAACACAUUUACCUUUACUAUGUACUUUAUCGCAGCGCAUCCCGACGUUCAAGACUGGCUGUCUGAAGAGAUUCGGGCUGUUGCCGGAGAUCGUCAGCCGAACGAGUGGGAUUACCGCGCCGAUUUCCCACGUCUCAAGCGUUGCCUAGCUGUCCUGUUCGAGACAAUGCGGCUCUACACCCCCGUGCCCGUGAUUAAGUGGACUGGCGACCAUGCGCAGCCGCUAACAGUGGGCGACAGGACUAUUGUUAUCCCACCGCAGUGCAUGAUCUCUCCGAGCUAUGGCUCUGUGCAGACGGACCCGAGGUACUGGGGAACGGAUUCUCUCGUGUGGCGGCCCUCGCGGUGGAUUAAGGCCGGGCGAGCGGGUGACGAGGAGAUGGAUCUGCACACACGGGGCGCAUUCAUCGGCUGGUCUGAGGGCACGCGCGACUGCCCGGGCAGGAAGUUCUCCCAGGUCGAGUUCGUCGCGACUCUGGCGGUGCUAUUUCGCGACUGGCGCGUAAGCCCCGUCCUGAACGAAGGGGAGAGCAUAGCUUCUGCUCGGAAGAGGGUAAUGAACCUCAUCAAGAAUGACUCAGGCACCGUCUUGCUCCUCCAAAUGCUUCAUCCUGAGCGAGCGCCCUUGACUUGGAGCAGACGAUAG